Messenger RNA from Geodia barretti, 234 nucleotides. The record is from the annotation of a GenBank genome assembly. Lineage: Eukaryota; Metazoa; Porifera; Demospongiae; Tetractinellida; Geodiidae.
AUGUCACACCCGAUAUUACAGAAGACCGCCAUCGGCGUCGGAUUGUUCUGGCUCGCCGUGUUUCUAUUCGUAAUAGUCCAAUCUGUGCUGAACGUCCCAAUAGCCGGCAUCAAGCCUGAAGCCGUCCGGCUCAUCCUCGCGAUGACCUUCCCGUUCACCGCCGGCAUAUCCGCCUUGGUGAUUGGCGUCACAUUUUUAAUCGCACGGCGCAGACCUCAGAUGAAGCAGGGCUAA